CUCAGAGCUGGUGGAGAGGAGCACGAGAGCAGAGGAGACCACCGGGACUAACGACGUUUGUUUACGGGGAAACUAUGGAUAUGUUUAUUUCCUGUGGAUAAUAUUUUCACCACGCAUUGAAAAGGUCUCCGAGGACAGGAAGCAAAUGCCUGAAUACUAAAAGAGGAUUAAACCAGGGAUCCGUCACCUCUCCUAAGUAGGUGUGAAUUUCUGGCUGCAGCCAUGGGGAACCAGCUGACCGAGAUGGCCCCCAACACGCCAUUCCUGCCAAACUUCCAAUCCCUGCAUGUGGUCGUCAUCGGGCUCGACUCAGCCGGGAAAACCUCUCUGCUCUACCGCCUGAAGCUGAAGGAGUUUGUGAACACCAUCCCGACAAAAGGCUUCAACACAGAGAAGAUAAAAGUGUCCGUGGGGACGUCCCGGGUGAUAAACUUCCAAGUGUGGGACGUGGGAGGUCAGGAGAAGCUGCGGCCGCUGUGGAAGUCUUACACGCGCCGCACGGAUGGGAUGGUUUUUGUCGUGGACUCGACCGAGCUGGAGCGCAUGGAGGAGGCCAAAGUGGAGCUCCACAAAAUCACCCGCACCUCAGAGAACCAGGGCGUCCCUGUUUUAAUCCUAGCCAACAAACAGGACCUGGAUUCAGCGCUGUCUGUCAGUGAGGUUGAGAAGCUGCUCUCUGUGCAUGAACUGAGCACGUACACGCUGCAUCACGUGCAGAGCUGCAGCGCCGUGGACGGUCAGGGACUCCAGCCGGGCCUGGAGAAACUUUACGAGAUGAUCCUAAAGAGGAAGAAGAUGGUGAAGCACAACAGGAGCAGAAAGAGAUGAACUCACUGAGGACAUUAGCGAAGGAGAUUUAUCCACGGUCGAGACACUCCUAAUGGUCCCGGUUAAUGGGAGAGCAAUUUGUGCCAACUAAACAACAAUUACAAACGGCCUCAGGGUCGGAGAAAUGGAUUUGCUCAUAACAACCGAAGCAGUAUUGACAUAUUGUUUGUCCUACAGUCGUGCAGCUGCCCUUUGAAACCUAAACCUAUAGAUUUAAAGGGAACCAUGAUAGCAGUUAGUCCUCACUAAGUGCUUUUCUAAUCUUGAUUUAAAGAAGAAUUAUAACAAGAUGUUUGCUUGUUAGCUGUAGGACUAAUUUACAUCAAUGUGGCAUCAACGUAGAGAAGAGAAAUAUACAAACGCUCUGAAAUCCUACACAAGAUUGCACAGAUUCUGUCUCACUAAUCUCCUUUUUUCCUCUUAACUACUUCUCCUUAAUAUUUAUUCCACUUUUUUGUAAAUCACAUGAAAUGAAACAGAGUUUAGUGGUGACGAAGCACAAAUACUUUAAAAUUUCUUCACCAUGCUACCAGUAAUCCGAAGUGCUUUCCCUCCAUGGCCGCAGAGGUUAAGUUUCAGUUACACUAACAAUGUUUAUACCAGUUGUACAUUUUUUUUGUAACACUGAAUAAUUAAUAAAUCUGAAC
Molecule: messenger RNA, 1475 nt
Organism: Cheilinus undulatus (humphead wrasse)
Lineage: Eukaryota; Metazoa; Chordata; Actinopteri; Labriformes; Labridae
Gene: arl4d
Product: ADP-ribosylation factor-like 4D
Exons: 2
Coding region: 223-828 (201 amino acids)
Biological process (GO): intracellular protein transport; vesicle-mediated transport
Cellular component (GO): cytoplasm
Molecular function (GO): GTP binding; GTPase activity
Source: RefSeq, a predicted model, not a curated record